Messenger RNA from Arabidopsis thaliana (thale cress), 6715 nucleotides. It is a transcript of the gene ftsh10, whose product is annotated as FTSH protease 10. The coding region runs from base 1255 to 3696 and encodes 813 amino acids. Gene Ontology annotation, cellular component: mitochondrial inner membrane; mitochondrion; membrane. Gene Ontology annotation, biological process: proteolysis. The record is from RefSeq and is marked reviewed. Gene Ontology annotation, molecular function: ATP hydrolysis activity; ATP-dependent peptidase activity; ATP binding. NCBI's taxonomy places the organism in Eukaryota, Viridiplantae, Streptophyta, Magnoliopsida, Brassicales, Brassicaceae. The transcript has 8 exons.
AGCGGUUAUGAAAACUUAAAACGCGUCCAUGACUACAAAUAAUACAAAGACCAUUUCUAUAUUAAAUAUAGAAAAACACUUAUAUUUUUCCCAACCUGACAGAAAACAAACAAAACAAAAAAGGAAUAAUUAACAUCAAAAGUUCAAAACCAAACUAGUUCAACAUAAAGUUCAUACAAACAUUGUUCUGCGUAUCCUACAUGACUACAUCCAAAAAAAGAAGCCGAAACACUAAAUAUAUAUACACACACACCAACGGGACAAUAUAAGUCACAGAGGAGUCACAAUCUAAUACACACACACCAACGGGACAAUAUAAGUCAAAGAGGAGUCACAAUCUAAGCGCAACUAGGUUGCCGCUUGGGAGGCUGCUACCACCGAGAAGAACAAGUCUAGAUCCGGCGGCUGAAAAUAUCCCUUCUUCGGUGGUUCCCUCUUCUUCCCAAAGCCUAGUAGCGAUCUCUUCCUUCUCACCGGAGGUGGACAAGGCGGAUAUGCUGGUAUCCGGCAAUCAUCACGUGUAGGCGUCGUGCAUCCCAUCUGAUAAUCAUCAUCAACCGUCACCGUAUCUCCGUCGUCGUAGUUUUUCUCCUCCAUUUUUGUCCGCUCUCUCGCACUUUCCUAAUAAGGUUCUUAAUUAGAUUGCUUCUUUAUUACACUAGUUUUGGAAGUGACCGUAGCUUGUUCUGGAAGUUGCUAGGUACUUGCGGUCUAGAAACUUACACGUGGAGGAACGUACUGCCACGUGCUAAAGCGUAGUUAUAUUCAGGUGGGAAUAGUUGCCACACAUACCCCACUCGAGUCAAAUGCUCGUUUAUAAUGUGGCUUAGUUAAAACGAAGCCCAUUAAGCUAAACAAGGGCCCGAAUUUACUGGAGCUAAGGCCAUUAACCACGUUAAAGAUUUGCGAAAUAAAUAACCGGUUGGUUUUUAGUUGAAAGACUAAACCGGUUGAAAUAAUCCACGGAACAACAACAUAUGUUGGAGUCUGGAACGCGUUGAUGUCUUGGUUCCCAAGCAGCUCAAAAGUGUGACAUAAAUUGUUGUCCUCAACAAACACCAUAAAAAUCACAAAUUUCGUUCUGGGCUCUUUAUUUUUUUCAAUCACCACAUUUUCACUUGUUAAAAUUUUGUUACUUUGCUCUAUCUGAAACCAAAGCUGCCAUCUUUCUCCUUUUGGGUUUUGAUUAGAUCUCCGAUUUUGGGUUUCUAUAUAUUAUGCGAGCUCACUUUUGUUCGUUCUGAUUAUCUGACAAUGAUAUUCUCCAAGCUUGGUUCUUCCCUCGCUCGAUCCUCACGUUCUAAGGGAUUUGUGUACGGCGGUGGUGUGAGAUCGGCGGUAUUUAACCAAGGGAGGUUACGAGCGCCGCAGAAUCUCGAGGCGGCCGUCAAUCAGGUGGAUGGUGGAUUAGGGUUUUUGAGGCGGCACUUUGCUUCUUUUGCUGCUCGAAAGGGACUAGAAGCCGGUGAUUUAAGCCGUGCUUUCGCUAACCCUAGAUUGCGUCGGUUCUUUUCUAGUCAAACCCCAAAGAAGAAGAAUUAUGAGAACUACUAUCCAAAAGACAGUAAGAAAGCACCCAAGAAUGAGCAGAAAUCUGAAUCCAGAGAUGGUUCAAAGAAAAAUGAAAACGAAAAUGCUGGGGACGCGUUCUCAAAUGAAUAUCAAAAUAUGUUAAUUCCUCUUAUGGCCAUUGCUUUAAUCCUUUCUACUUUCUCUCUUGGUUCCCGAGAACAGCAACAGAUUAGUUUCCAGGAGUUCAAAAACAAGCUCCUCGAGGCUGGUUUAGUGGAUCACAUAGAUGUUUCCAAUAAAGAAGUCGCAAAAGUCUAUGUGAGGAGUUCACCAAAAAGCCAAACAACGGAAGAAGUUGUUCAAGGUCCUGGUAAUGGAGUUCCUGCUAAAGGACGUGGUGGUCAGUAUAAGUACUACUUUAAUAUUGGUAGUGUUGAAUCAUUUGAGGAGAAACUAGAAGAGGCCCAAGAAGCUAUAGGCGUUAAUUCUCAUGACUUUGUUCCUGUCACCUACGUCAGUGAAACUAUCUGGUACCAGGAACUAUUGAGAUUUGCACCGACUUUACUUCUCGUGGCUACGCUAAUUUUUGGGGCAAGACGGAUGCAAGGUGGACUGGGAGGUUUAGGCGGACCUGGUGGGAAGGCUGGCCGUGGAAUUUUCAAUAUAGGGAAAGCUCAAAUAACGAGAGCAGAUAAAAACUCCAAGAAUAAGAUAUAUUUUAAAGAUGUUGCGGGAUGCGAGGAGGCUAAACAAGAAAUUAUGGAAUUUGUGCAUUUCCUUCAGAACCCAAAGAAAUAUGAAGAUUUGGGAGCUAAAAUCCCAAAAGGUGCGCUUUUAGUUGGCCCACCCGGGACUGGAAAGACCCUUCUAGCAAAAGCUACUGCAGGAGAAUCAGCUGUACCGUUUCUCUCAAUAUCUGGUUCAGAUUUCAUGGAGAUGUUUGUUGGUGUUGGACCUUCCAGAGUGAGAAACUUGUUUCAAGAGGCUAGACAGUGUGCACCUAGCAUAAUAUUUAUUGAUGAGAUCGAUGCGAUUGGCCGUGCGAGGGGACGUGGAGGUUUCUCUGGUGGAAAUGAUGAGCGUGAAAGCACACUUAAUCAACUGCUAGUUGAAAUGGAUGGAUUUGGUACUACCGCUGGAGUUGUCGUCCUUGCUGGGACUAACAGGCCAGAUAUUCUUGAUAAAGCUUUAUUACGGCCUGGCCGGUUUGAUCGCCAGAUAACCAUAGAUAAACCUGAUAUUAAAGGCCGUGAUCAGAUAUUCCAGAUAUACCUGAAGAAGAUCAAACUUGAUCACGAGCCCUCAUAUUACUCACAAAGGCUUGCAGCCCUCACUCCCGGAUUUGCUGGAGCUGACAUUGCGAAUGUCUGUAACGAGGCGGCUCUUAUUGCUGCCAGACAUGAAGGAGCAACAGUUACAAUGGCGCACUUUGACUCUGCAAUCGAUCGUGUUAUUGGUGGUCUGGAGAAGAAAAACCGGGUAAUAAGCAAGCUGGAGCGCCGUACAGUUGCAUAUCAUGAAUCUGGCCAUGCGGUUGCUGGGUGGUUCCUGGAACAUGCGGAACCGUUGCUAAAGGUGACUAUUGUUCCUCGUGGCACAGCAGCGCUCGGAUUUGCCCAGUAUGUUCCAAAUGAAAACUUGCUCAUGACAAAAGAACAACUCUUUGAUAUGACUUGCAUGACUCUCGGGGGCCGGGCAGCUGAACAGGUAUUGAUUGGAAGAAUAUCCACUGGGGCUCAGAACGAUCUGGAAAAGGUGACUAAGAUGACUUAUGCGCAAGUGGCAGUGUACGGAUUCAGCGACAAGAUAGGAUUGCUUUCAUUCCCACAACGGGAAGACGAGUUCUCCAAGCCGUACAGCAACAGAACCGGUGCGAUGAUAGAUGAAGAGGUCCGAGAAUGGGUGGGGAAAGCUUACAAGCGGACGGUUGAGCUGAUAGAGGAACACAAAGAGCAAGUGGCUCAGAUCGCUGAGCUCUUGCUAGAGAAGGAGGUUUUGCAUCAGGAUGAUCUCACUAAAGUAUUGGGCGAGCGUCCGUUUAAGUCGGGUGAGACAACGAAUUACGACAGGUUUAAAUCUGGAUUUGAAGAGUCGGAGAAGGAGAGCCAGAAGGAGUCUGUGCCGGUGAAGCCUGUGGAGGAUGAUGGAAUUCCGCCUCUUGAGCCACAGGUAGUUCCGACGUAGCUGUUGGAGACACCCAAAGGUUACUACUACUCAUUGUACAUUUAAUCCAAGGCAAUAACAAAACACGCUUCUGUAUCUUUCUGUUUUAGCACGGAGGGAUUGAUUGUUCUUUCUGGAAAAGUAACAAAGUUUUCACUUUAUAUAUAAAAUCUAUCUUUUUCCAAUUUCAAACUCAUCGUAUUUAGACAGUAGAAUGUCAUUGUAUACAGCAAAAGUAAAGCAAAUUAAGUACACCAAAACAAAUGAUACAUCAAUGACUCCACAAGCUCUGCCUCUAGAACAAAAAUAAUAAAACAGGACUUGGGAUUACAUGGAUAUUCUGUGAUGAACACAAAAGCUAAGAAGGGACCCAACAAGAAGAAGAGAAGAGGAUGCGACCUUUCCAACCUUGUAAGAACCAAUUACUAUCUUCAUCAAGGACAAAGUCUUUAUGAUAACCCCAUUUCUUCAUCUUUUCCCUAAAUAACUGCACAAGCUCUGCCUCCACUGGCUUCUGUUUAAAUCCAGCCCUUAUCAUCCUCACUUGCCAUUGCUUGUACGUCUCAGGUCUCUCCACUCUAUCUACUCCUUCACAUGCUAUCACAUUCAUCACUUCUCUCCCGUAAAACUCCCCUUCGAAAUGUAUCCUCUCCGGGUUUUCUUUGGACAGAGUCGCACCAAACAAGUCAAAGAGUGCCGAGUAGUGAAACAAAGCUUCUUUGAACCGUGUGGUGAAGAACGGUGCGUUGAAAGAUCCAUUGACUGUCGAGCUGAGGAAAACGUUAGGGUUCAUGUCUCUGAUCAGUUUUAGAAAUCCGUCCCUCGGGCAAUCCUCUUCCCCUGGAAUCACAUCUCGGAGGUUCUUGAAUCGGAGCACAGCAUUAACUGCAAGAACUUCGUUUGGUCGGAUCUUGAACUCCUCCAUCUUGAUUGUUUCCCAGUUCUUAGACGCAAUUGCAUUGUAUUCAAAUGGAACACCAAACCGUUUGCAAUACUCUGUCAGUCUUCGACCUGUAUCCUGUAUUCUUUCAGUUGGACGAAGCCCAUGUUGAGGAAUCUCGAUACCGGUAAUCCGUAGUUUCCGUAGUCCGGGGUUGCUCUUUGAUAAGUGCUGUAUAAACAUCGGCCACUGGAAACCAUAAAGGAUCCCAAAAUCGACUAUAUGAAGAACCGAAGCAUCCUUGGCAGCAUCAAGAAUCAUCUUGUUGGAGAAGAAAUAGAUCAAAGUCAUAAACGGAGACGCAGACAAGAACACACUAUAGGAUUUAAGAAUCUGUGCAGCUGUUCGUUUCUUGGAGGAAAUGGAAUCGUAAUAACUCUGGAUCAUAGUUCCUGUGCUACCUUCAAGACGCGCCUCAAGUGCAUUGGCGAAGAAAUGAGCUAGUCUCUGUGAUGCAUCACCAACAGGUGAACAUUGCUUCCUUAUCUGCCUCAGCAAAUCAUCAGCCGUAAUCUUAUCCCCUGCAGAAACAGAUUGUGCGCAUAGUGUGAGAAGUGUGCGGAAAUCAACCGCUCGACUCUUCUUUUUCGCGCGGCCUUUCUUAACCAGAGCCUUGCUUGAACCAUUUUCGCCAUCUUCGAUAAUCUGCGGAUCGCAUUCACCAUCAAGAAGCAAAACCUUAUCAAACAUUUCUGUUAAUUUCCCAUCUUCCUCAUUCACUGCGAAUUGCUUACUCCUCCUCCUAGCUUCCUCUAGAUCAUCUUCUUCUUCUUCCCGCUCGUGAUGAUUCUUCCUAGUUUUCGAGAUAGCUGACCAUCCUUCCUCUACUUUCACCGGAACAACUCUUUCCAUCUCAGGCUCAAGAUUAAAGAUCCAUUGAUCAGUAUUAGGAAGAAACUUGCUAGCUUCCUCUAACCCUCUCUUAAACUGCAGAACUGAUUCUGCAUCACUAAACAUACUCCUGACAAGAAUCUCAUUCGCUGGCUGCCCGAAUUGCUCACCUCCACGCAACAUGUUAGACCCUGGAAAUGACACAACACCAGAAUCACCAAGAUGUUUAUUAUCAAACAACACUUCAUUCUCGAUGCGUACACUAGAAUUGCUGCUGUUACUAUAAUCACCACUAUUACUACUACUACUGGUAGUAAUCGAAUUAUUAGGUAUAGAAGACUGAGUCUGCGAGUCGCUGAUGACUUGCUGCAACAUUUCCUCGGUUUGUCGAAGAGCCAAGGAAUCAUAGAAGAUAGACUGCUUCUCAGCGAGACUCUCUUCCAUAAGGAGCUGGUUUACAUAUUUCAAAAGGGUGUUUUCAGAAUCAAUCUCAUCAGCUGGUGGAGAAAAGUGAUGAUCUUGAUCUGGAACCCAAAUCGAAGGUUGGUGAUAGUAUUGAUCCAUCCGAAGAUCAAAAUCACUAGAAGAAGGAACACCGAAUCCAAGAUCCGGAAUCGAAGUUGGUAAGAAACUCACAUCGUAGCCGUUGACCACACCUGAGUAAUUCGAUUCCAUCAUCCAAAAAAAGAAACUCUUUUUUAUUUUUUUGUAAAACCCUAAAUUCCCUGAAUUUGGCUUCUCGACAUACAAAGAACAGAGUUUUACAAAAGAUUCAGCAACGAAAUCUGAAUCAGAGGAGGACUCUAGACAACAUUGCUUACAUCUGAAGAGGAAGUGGGAUGAUUAAGUGGAAAAAGUAGGAGGAGGCAUAAAGGUGAGAACUUUAUCGAUCAAUUCAUUAAAAAGAGAUAAUUUAAGGACAUGUUGGCGAAGAGUAAUAUUCAAAUGGGAUUGGGUAUAAUUGCUAAGCGUGAGAGAAGAAGCAAGAAAUUGAGAACUGUAGAGAGAUUAGAGGAAGGAGGAAGUUUCCCGGGAAACUCGAAAGGGGGACAAGACCAGUCUUGCGAUUCGUCCGAGGAGUCAAAACUCAAAACUAUCUCUCUUUUGACUUGUCAUUAAGAGUAUUCUUGGGCUUGAUGGGCCCAGUUUUUAUUGUAGUGAUUGUCAUGUUAUCCACAAAAAGUAAUGACUAGUGGUUCUUUUUAAGUAGUGAUUUGUCUCCUAAUUCCCCCAUAUGUUGACCGCUUAUCGAAGCUUAAAUGAUCCAUA